AUGGUGAUAUACGGUGUGUAUAUAGUUUCAAAAAGUGGAGGACUCAUAUUUAAUCAUGAUCAUAAUAUUGUUAAAACAGAACAUUUAAAAACAUUUAAAUAUCCCUUAGAUUUAAAAUUGGAAUUUGAAAAUAAAAAAAUUGUUGUUAAUUUUGGGAGUAAAGAUGGUAUUCAAGUCGGUCAUGUGUUGUUAGCUGUCGACAAAAUACCAGUAAGUGGUCGUCAACUCUCAGAUGGCAGAGACGUUUGGGAAAUUUUGGAAGAUCCUAAAAAUUUUCCAUUAUCAUUAACAUUUGGGAGACCUAAAAUGACUACAAAUGAAAAGAUAUUUUUAGCUAGUAUGUUUUAUCCACUUUUCGCCAUCGCUAGUCAAUUGAGUCCAGAACCGAGAAGUUCAGGAAUAAAAGUCCUUGAAGCAGACACAUUUAAACUACAUUGUUUUCAAACUCUUACCGGAGUUAAAUUUAUUACAAUAUCAGAACCGCAUCAAACAGGAAUGGAGCCUUUGUUGAAAAAAAUCUAUGAACUUUAUGCUGAUUAUGCUUUAAAAAAUCCAUUUUAUUCAUUAGAAAUGCCAAUCAGAUGUGAAUUAUUCGAAUCAAAUUUACAAAACUUAUUAGAACAAGUUGAAAAAACUGGUAUCAGUAAUGUGUGA
Messenger RNA from Pediculus humanus corporis (human body louse), 654 nucleotides. Its product is annotated as trafficking protein particle complex subunit, putative. Gene Ontology annotation, biological process: endoplasmic reticulum to Golgi vesicle-mediated transport. Gene Ontology annotation, cellular component: TRAPP complex. The coding region runs from base 1 to 654 and encodes 217 amino acids. Lineage: Eukaryota; Metazoa; Arthropoda; Insecta; Psocodea; Pediculidae. The transcript has 2 exons. The record is from RefSeq and is a predicted model, not a curated record.